AUGAUGCAAGAUGCCGACGUUGGACUCGUGCCAAGGCGGAAUCCCUUCAAAACGCAAUGGCGCACAAAUCUGCCGUCCUUUCAUGAGUGCUUGGCGUCGCUGGGGAGUCGAGAAAAUUUUCGUAGCUUCGGUGAGGUGUUGGCCGCGGUUAGUCCGACCCCACGUGAAGUCGUCGAAACGUCUUGUGCGCUCACCUCACCGAAGAUGAAUAGGAAUGCAGACUUCUCCUUUUUGACGUUGGAGGUGUCAGACAUCACGAUGCCAGGAACUCCUCCUCAGCCAGUGGAGCGCUAUCAGCAGAGCUGCGCCUCCUCAACCGAGCGAACCCCGCGACGUACCAAUGACGAAGAGAGGGGUAGAGAAAUCUCUCUUACGCCGCCCCAACUUCCUCCAUUGUGCCCCAACGCCUCCCCCAUUGCACACAGUCCUUCGGCGCUAGGGAACUCUUGUUCAGUCCCACGAACAGAGCCACAAGAAGUGUUGCCCACACAUUCCGCUGAGCGCACGGCGUCAGCACUGUUGGAGGAGAGAAAAGAUGUGGGCGCCGUGUUUACGGCGGAAAUUCCCAAUGCCCCCAUAGAUCACUCUGCUCGUUUUGAAAGGGUGACUGCUUUCAUGCCGUGUGAAAAUUUUAUCUCAGAAAACAACAAUAUAGUGGGCGAGUGGGGUUAUAUUAAUCAGCGUGUGGACAGCAUUAUCCCUCCUUUGUGUGAAUGGAGGGACGGGGAUUGGUUCAGUGACACGGUGAACUCUUACGGCGACUUUGCGUAUCAUCAUCCUUUGCUCUAUCAGGCCACUGCAGACACGACAAGAGAAGCUAGAUUAAGGAGGCACACUUUUUUGUAA
This is a messenger RNA of Trypanosoma rangeli, 846 nucleotides long. RefSeq lists its product as uncharacterized. The record is from RefSeq and is a predicted model, not a curated record. The coding region runs from base 1 to 846 and encodes 281 amino acids. NCBI's taxonomy places the organism in Eukaryota, Euglenozoa, Kinetoplastea, Trypanosomatida, Trypanosomatidae. The transcript has a single exon.